ACCCAGCAAAAGAUGUCGACCAUUGUGCAGAAGGUGGGGGGCACGGGGGGGAAGGCCUUCAGCCUCAGUGGAACAGAGAACGGGGCGGCGCUCAACAAGAUCCGGGUGUGGAUGAGCUACGACCGCAUGCUGUCCGUCAAGGUGUGGCUGACCGACGGCACUGCCCAGGUGUUCGGGACCUCCCACGGCCCGCACAAGGAGUUCCAGUUCGGGGGCGGGGAGAAAUUCACCUCCCUCACCCUCUGGAGGAGCCGGGACGGCGGCCACGUCGGAGGGAUCCACUUCAAGACCAACCAGGACCGAGAGUUCUCCACCAAGGUCGUGGACAGCCAGCUGGGCCCGGAGGUCGUCAUGGACAUCGGCUCUGGGAUCUGCCUGGGCGUGACGGGGACCUACUACUGGGAUCUCAACAGCCUGGGAUUCAUCUUCCUACAGGCCAUCCAGUACUCGCAGGUGACCGGCGUGAAGUACCCCACCCUGCCGGGCGCCGUGCCCAGAGUGGAGAUGGAGGAGAAGAAGACCAUGACGUUCGAGAACGACAGCGGCGACGUGCAGGAGUACCGCAUGGACGUCACCGCCAAGUACACCAAGCGCUCGGACUGGUCCAUGACGCACGGCAUCCACGAGACCUUCGCCUUCAAGGUGAAGGCGGCCAUCCCGGAGCUGGAGAAGGACGGGGCGGCCUACCGCCUGGUCCUCGGGCCCGAAGCCUUCCGCACCGUGAGCUCCGAGGAGACCUCCGCCCGCACGGUGACGGAGAUGGUGAGCGUGGCGCCGGGGAAGACCAAGCACGUCACCGCCAGGUUGGGCAUGGCCGUCGUGCAGCUGCCGUACGACGCCGUGCUGGAGAUCAACUUCAAGGGCGGCGCCAAGAUGGAGAUCAGCAUCCGCGGCACUUACACUGGCCACCUCUACACAGAUAUGAUUUUCACUGAGUAAUCGCCUGCCCGAAUAGCGAUGUGUAAUAUUUCUCAUCAUUAAUGCAUUCAUUCAUGCGUUUUAUUUUCUUGGCCUUGAAAGAAACUAAUAAACCAAAGAAAUUUAAUAAACCAUGUUUUUUUGGGGGGUACUUUAUCAAAUAUGAAUAUGGAAGUGUGUCUCAUAUUGCAUUGUCAGUAUACAGUAAAGUCUGAAUAAAAAAUGUUUUCUAUCCAA
Conger conger (European conger) is the source of this 1155-nucleotide messenger RNA. RefSeq names its product aerolysin-like protein. The record is from RefSeq and is a predicted model, not a curated record. The coding region runs from base 13 to 939 and encodes 308 amino acids. NCBI's taxonomy places the organism in Eukaryota, Metazoa, Chordata, Actinopteri, Anguilliformes, Congridae. The transcript has a single exon.